Toxotes jaculatrix (banded archerfish) is the source of this 3610-nucleotide messenger RNA. RefSeq names its product G protein-coupled receptor 137c (gene gpr137c). Lineage: Eukaryota; Metazoa; Chordata; Actinopteri; Toxotidae. The record is from RefSeq and is a predicted model, not a curated record. Gene Ontology annotation, biological process: positive regulation of TORC1 signaling. The coding region runs from base 302 to 1660 and encodes 452 amino acids. Gene Ontology annotation, cellular component: lysosomal membrane. The transcript is spliced from 8 exons.
GCUUUGCAGAGAAACAUAGGGGGACCUCUCUCUUGUUUCCUUUCUCUCUUUCUUGUUGUUUUUAACCCAGCGUUUCUUAGGAAAAACAGGCACCAGUUUUUCCUCAACCUAAUAUCGGAUUUAAACCCCAGCGCAGUUUCAUUAUGCCACUUGUUUGCAGAAUAAACUGCUUUUAUUGCCAUUUUUCUCUCGAAUACCCUCGUCUUUUUGUCAUCCACGGUGAACUAAACCCAGGUCUGACCCAGUUUUAGUGUUUUAGCCUUCACAGCAUCCCAUGUGUUAGUGCGAGCCGUCAGUGGAAAUGUUUUCGGCUGGAGAGGAGGUUAAUUCCCAUUUGUUUACCUCACUGAAGGAGUCCCCCGGAGCUGCAAUCUCCCCAACACUGGAGCUCAGUCUAACUACCAUCUACACUGUCCUCUACUCUUUCCUGUUUGUUUUCGUUUACCUGCAGCUCUGGCUUAUUUUGCACUACGGACACAAGCGCUUCAGCUACCAGAGUGUGUUUUUGUUUCUGUGUCUGCUGUGGGCAGCGCUGAGGACGACCCUCUUCUCUUUCUACUUUAAAAAUGUGGUGCAGGCCAACCAGCUGCAGCCUCUGGCCUACUGGCUGCUCUACUGCUGCCCCGUCUGCCUGCAGUUCUUCACACUCUGCCUGCUCAACCUCUACUUUACACAGGUGAUGUUUAAGGCGAAAGCUAAGUAUUCCCCAGAACUCACCAAGUACAAGGUUCCUCUGCGUUUGUUCUUCCUGUGUCUCAGUAUAUUUUUCCUGGUGGUGAAUGUAACGUGUGCGUUGUUAGUGCAAGGAGCUCUGGAGCGCUCCGAGUCCCCGAGUGACGGGGGUAUCAGACAUGCGGUCUUGGCCCGCGUCCUGAUCAACGACAGCCUGUUUGUCCUGUGUGCCGUCUCUCUGGCUGUCUGCAUCUUCAAGAUUGCCAAGAUGUCUUCUGCUAACGUUUACCUUGAAUCCAAGGGCACAUCAGUGUGCCAGGCCACCGCCAUAGGAGCCGUGGUGAUUCUGCUCUACACAUCCAGAGCCUGCUACAACCUGGUGGUGGUGGCUCUGUCCCCACAGGACAGACCCAGUCCCUUUAAUUACGGCUGGUACAGUGUUUCUGAUCAGGCCGACGUGCAGGAGAUCAGCGGUGAAGCCUACAUCGUGUUCGGGAUCAUUCUGUUCUUCUGGGAGCUGCUACCCACCAGCUUAGUGGUGGUUUUCUUUAGAGUCCAGAGACCCAACCAAAACCUGCCUCCGGGAGGGAUGAUCAACAGCCACAGUUUCAGCUCCAGAGCUUAUUUCUUUGACAACCCUCGACGGUACGACAGCGACGACGACCUGUCCAGGAGCAUUAACAGCCGGGCUGAUCGGGCCAGCCUCCUCUCCACCACUCCCCAGCUGGGUGCCUCGAGCUGGUACGGCUCCAUCCAACGCAACGGGGCCCUGACGGCGGGCGUUGCUUCCGCCCAGCAACCGCCGCCAUCUUCCACCGCGCCCGUGCUCUUCGCCUACGGAAACGUCCAAAGUCACCACCACCACCACAACUACUAUUCCACCCCACAGAACAACAACUACCACCACCAUCACCACAGCAACUACUAUUCCACGCCACAGAAUUAUUACUGCGGCUCGCAAACAUAUUUCUGCACCCCGCAGAAUUAAUCAGAUGAAAAAGACUAUCCAGCGUUAGCAUCAUCAUUUUACUUCCUCAGUUACAUCCAAGCAGGUGCUUUAGAAAGCUAAUCUGAAAGUUUUCCAAGGACCAGGUUGGGCAUAACUAUUGGUUUACCAAUUAUUAUGGAGAAAUGUGGUAGAAUCAGUAAUGGGGGAAGUUCUGCCAUGACUAACUGCUUUUUGAGGAGGUCUCUAAAUGGCACGGACAGACCUGAAUGAAAGCUGUAGUGCAGUCCGGAUACGGCUAACACACCUAAAACUUCAAAACCAAACCUUUUCUGUUAAAUGUUAAAAGAGGAAUCAUCAGGGACCAGAGAACCAUCAUGCUUUCUUACUUUCUAUGUAAAUUUAAUUCAGUUGUGCUUCUGUGGAAGGUACAGAGGAGGAGCCGUGUAGCAGCUUAUCGAGCUAACGUGGCUAAAGCCAGAGCUGCUACAGUCACUCAGCAUCCGAACAAAAAGAGACCCAACAAAACCGAAAUACAGAAAGCCACUGGAGCUUUACCCAUCACCGACCUUUGUAGUGUCAUCUCAUCGGUAGCAAAUUCUUAUGUUUACAAACUGUGAUUGUUCAUUUUGGUGCCACACAAAUAGAUUGUUGUACAAAACGCUGUUAGCAAGCUCCAGACUUCAGACUCUUGUAUAGUUCGACGUGUAAAAUAAGCCUUUUUUUUGCAGUUUUCACAACUGACAAUAUCAAAAUACGAACCCAGGCUGCUUUACCCACAAUUAUACAAUGGAAGCUAUGUGAAAACCUGAGACUGGACUGUCCAGAUUCUGUCACAGUACAAAUACAUUACAGGGCCGCAGCAUUAUCAGUAUGUAGAGAUUUAACAUUAGUGUAAAAUCAGCCCUGGACCAGUUUGCUAACAGGGUGGAAGAGUUUCUGAAACAUUUCUGACCAAAAAAAAAAAAAACCCUCAUCUGAUCCUCGUGUGAGAAAACAAUUUGCACUUAGAAGAAGUUAAGCUUCAGAGAAAAAAAAAAAGGCUUUGGGGCCUGAAUGUAGGAUUUCAUCUCUUUAUUUUAUGUUUCCUUCAACAGUCGUCUGUAUUCUGUAUGUUACUAUUUAUCCUUUGAGAAAGGAAAUAACGACGUGCCAUCACUUUUUGUCAUAUCUGAGAGUUUCAUUCGUUAAGGAAAAUAUUUUUGCACAGGAUGAUUGUGUGUUUUUAAAUCGUUUGUGCGUCUCCAAGCUAAUCGAUUUCUGAUCCGUGUGAGUCCAAGUGGUAUUUUGAUUCAAUGUAUGUGUGUGAUCUUAGAUUUUUGUUUUUGAGGUUUAGUAAGCUUUUAUACUUUUUUUAAUUAUUAUUUUACAUUGAUUUUUACUUGUCUAACAGAUUUUAUAGUUUAUUUUUUUCCACUUUCCCUCUGUCGUUCUUCAUAAUCUCACAUAUUUUCUGAGUCUCAUGACAGACGGCAGUCUGUGAGGAAUAUUUACUUUGUCUAUGACCCAGUUCUCAGACCAGAAUCUGUGCGUCUGAGGGGGAAACAGUGGUACUCGUGUGUUUUUGAACGCCGCAGGACUCCAACAGACUUCCGGCUGUCAUGAAACUCAAUCUGUAAAUGACCAUGUAAAGUUCAUACAAGAAAACAAAACAAAAAAAGAAAAGCAACACUGCUGCUGGGUUUAACUUCAGCUGCCUGGUUCUGUUGACCGCUGUUCGUGCUUUAAACUAAAGCAUCUCAUGUAUCUACAAGUUUCACAGGUCGCUUUUAAAUCCAAUGGUAGAACGUGAACUUCCAACUGUUGGAUCCAGUUAUUUCUGAACAAACACCUUCAGUGCAUGCUUUAGCAUCAGAGUGCAACAACUCAGUGUCAUAUUUUCUUUCCCAGGUGAUAUUAUUUGUGUGGAAAUGGUAUUUGCUCUAUCUGCUAUAAAAAAAAAAAGAAAAAAGGCAGUGAUAAUUGUUUUAUGUUCUGGAUAGUUUUAUCCGU